Alternaria alternata is the source of this 1321-nucleotide messenger RNA. Its product is annotated as aromatic compound dioxygenase. The transcript is spliced from 3 exons. Gene Ontology annotation, biological process: catechol-containing compound metabolic process. The record is from RefSeq and is a predicted model, not a curated record. Lineage: Eukaryota; Fungi; Ascomycota; Dothideomycetes; Pleosporales; Pleosporaceae. Gene Ontology annotation, molecular function: catechol 1,2-dioxygenase activity; ferric iron binding. Bases 150 to 1115 code for a protein of 321 amino acids.
GUCCUUUCGUGAUUGCUGGAAUACGAACUAUUCUCGUUGUACAGUGUAUAUAAGGUCCAGUCGCAAUCGUGUUGCGUAGAAGAAGGGAAAUCCUUGUUGCAUCAAAGACAGAACCGCAACGUUCACAACCUAUACUACGGAGAUACGUCAUGUCUACAGGAACACCAGCUUCCCAAGCUCAACACCCGUCCGCGGUAUCGGAUAGCAAGGAACACAAGUUCAAUCCGAACUUCACACAAGCAGUCAUCAAUGCGACGGGACCAAAGGCUACACCAAGAGUCAGGCAACUUACAGCAGGAUUGAUACGGCAUCUUCAUGAUUUUGCGAGGGAGAAUGAGCUCACCGUCGAUGAGUGGAUGACAGGAGUCGAGUUGAUGAAUGCAGCAGGUCGCAUGUCGGAUUCCAAACGCAAUGAAGGCCAAUUGCUGUGCGAUAUUCUCGGCCUCGAGUCUCUCGUCGACGAAAUUACCUAUAAGCUUGCUUCCACCGCCGUUGACGAACCCACCUCAACCGCUAUCCUAGGCCCCUUCUAUCGGCAGAACGCUCCGAAGCUGCCUAUGGGCUCCUGUAUCGUGUCCAAGGAGAUAAAUGAGCAAGGUGACCGGACAUUUAUGCAUGGCACCGUCACAGACUUCAAAACAGGUCAGCCUAUCGAGGGCGCGGUGGUGGACGUAUGGCAUACGGCACCGAACGGACUGUACGAACAACAGGAUCCAGACCAGCCAGAGAUGAAUCUCAGAGGCAGAUUCACAACAGGCAAGGAUGGGAAGUAUAGCUUCUAUUGUUUGAGGCCGGUGCCCUAUCCCAUACCUUUUGAUGGCCCUGCAGGCGAGAUCUUGAAGGCGUUGGAUAGACACCCAUUCAGACCGGCUCAUAUACACUUUCUGCUUACUGCACCCGGUUACAAACCUAUUGUUACCCAAAUCUUCGACCGAACGAGCAAGUACAUCGACGACGACGCUGUCUUUGCAGUCAAAGACUCUCUUCUUGUAGAUUUCAAACCUUUCGAGGGAGAUCCGCAAGCGGACUUUGAGCUGCCAUAUGAUUUCAAGAUGGCAAGCUUCGAGGAUGCUAAGAAGCACUCGGUUGCAGGGACGACAGAAGAAAGCGCGUAAUUGUCAAAGACCUAAACCCAAAUCCAGAAACUCUUCAACUACUCCUAAUAUUUUGUUCCCAAAGCUCUGAUUAUUUUGCUCUCCAAUACCGCAGCCACCUGUUUCCGCUAUCAUUCCGAUGUUAGGCCGAUCCCCCGCAUUGUAGCUAACCGUCUCCAACCGAACCGCGGUUGUCAUACAACGCCUUACACGCGUCGCACGCCCUA